AGAAGUUGGUGCGAGUAUAAUAAAGAAUCCCUUACGUCGAUUUAAUAAUGGGCACUAGGUUGUUCGAAAUUGCUGUGAUAAAAAAUAACUGCGAGUUAAAAACUGAAAGCAUAUUUUCAAAAAUAUUGGGUCUACGUACCGAGUCCAAUCAACGUUAUACCUGGGAAUUGGGCGUUUUCUGGCACAUUUUUUCAACGACAUUACGCGAAACUGUUUUAAAUGAAAUUCUUUUUUGUUUCAGAGGUGCCGGUGGAGGAGGCAUGUUUGGUGAUGUCAAUAUAUCAGCCAUUUUGGAUUCAUUUAGUAUAAGUUACGACAAAAGAGUAAGGCCUAACUAUGGAGGACCACCCGUGGAAGUGGGGGUUACCAUGUACGUGCUCUCCAUCAGCUCUCUGUCUGAAGUGAAAAUGGAUUUCACGCUGGACUUUUACUUCAGACAGUUUUGGACCGACCCACGGUUAGCGUACAAAAAACGAACAGGAGUUGAGACAUUAUCUGUUGGCUCCGAAUUCAUAAAGAACAUAUGGGUGCCCGACACGUUCUUUGUGAACGAAAAGCAAUCUUAUUUUCAUAUAGCCACAACCAGCAACGAAUUCAUACGUAUACACUAUUCUGGCUCUAUCACUAGGAGUAUCAGGUUGACGAUCACCGCCUCCUGUCCCAUGAAUCUGCAAUAUUUCCCAAUGGAUCGACAAUUAUGUCACAUAGAAAUCGAAAGUUUCGGCUACACCAUGCGGGACAUCCGCUACAAAUGGAACGAGGGGCCCAACUCUGUGGGUGUUUCCAGCGAGGUGUCGCUGCCGCAGUUCAAGGUGCUGGGCCAUCGUCAACGUGCUAUGGAAAUCUCCCUUACAACAGGAAACUAUUCAAGAUUGGCAUGUGAGAUACAAUUCGUACGUUCUAUGGGGUAUUAUCUCAUCCAAAUUUACAUUCCGUCUGGUUUGAUUGUCAUCAUAUCGUGGGUGUCAUUUUGGUUAAACCGAAAUGCUACACCAGCCCGCGUGGCUCUAGGUGUCACCACUGUAUUGACGAUGACGACGCUUAUGUCCUCAACGAACGCCGCUCUGCCCAAGAUAUCAUACGUCAAGUCCAUUGACGUCUACCUGGGAACAUGCUUCGUGAUGGUCUUCGCCAGUCUUUUAGAAUACGCCACGGUCGGAUAUAUGGCAAAGAGAAUCCAAAUGAGGAAGCAAAGAUUUGUAGCUAUCCAAAAAAUAGCAUCGGAAAAGAAAAUUCCCGUCGACUGUCCACCUGUGGGUGAUCCUCACACGUUAUCCAAGAUGGGUACUCUCAGUAGAUGUCCGCCUGGAAGACCCUCGGAAGUAAGAUUUAAAGUGCACGACCCAAAGGCACAUUCUAAAGGAGGAACUUUGGAAAAUACCAUAAAUGGCGGCAGAAGCGGCGCCGAAGAAGAAAACCCUGGCCCUCCACCCCACAUACUUCAUCCCGGCAAGGACAUAAGCAAAUUGCUCGGUAUGACGCCUUCGGAUAUCGACAAGUACUCGCGCAUAGUGUUCCCCGUCUGCUUCGUAUGUUUUAACCUCAUGUACUGGAUCAUAUACCUUCACGUAUCUGACGUCGUGGCUGACGAUCUGGUUCUACUGGAAGAGGAUAAAUAGAGGGCUCUGUAUAUGGAUCCACUUAUUUUUCCACAAUUCUUCCUUAUAAUAAUUUGAAACAAGCUUGAACUAGAGAUCUUGUAUAUUUAACAUAAUUGCUUCCCUCAUCGGUUGACAGAAAUGACACCUUGUGUAAUUUCACUUACAUUCGGGAAAAAAUAUACUCGCAAAAUGAGUUUGUAGAUAUUGAUAUUUAUUAAACAUAGAAGUACUAAACGUAAUGUAACAAAGUUGUAAAUACUUGAAAGGUACGAAUAAUUAUGGGCGAUAUAGUAUAAGAUCUAGGUGUUUUUCUUGGAAUCUAAAGUAGAAUCCAAACGACUGAACUUUUAUGUCAUUUCGGCCAAGUCGCAGGAAAUGACGUGUACUUUGUAUUAUUUAGUUAAAUACCAGUAGAACGUAAGUUUCUUAGUCUGUCAAGGGAAUUAUAAAAUAAAGUUAAAAAAAAAAACAUGAGUAGCCAUGGUCAACAAGCAAAUAUAUUUGAAAAAUUUAACUGUUUGUGUUCAAGACAGAUUACAAUUCAUGAUUAUUUUUAUUUCAAUGCUUUUUCGAGCAAAAAUUGCGUCUACCCGGGAAAAAUUAACCAUAAAAGUUCCUAAAUUCAGAAUGGGGGAAUUUGAUUUUGAAUAGUUGUAUAGAAUAAAGUUUCAAAUUAUUAUGUGUGGUAAAAUGAGUGGAGUAGAUAAAAAAAUUAGUAAUACGAAUCUGAUGCUCAAACUCUGCUUGAAUUCAAUUAGUUUUAGUAAAUUUUUGUAACUAUGUCAUAAAAUUAGUGAUUUGUUUAUUCUUUGCUGAUAUCGUUGUAAUAAUACCAUUAGGAGUUUUCUUUUAACAGUAGUUGCAGACCAUUUUAAUAAUUCUAAACUAUUUUAUUUGGAAUCGUAGCUUUAUUUUUUAACUUGUUAAUGUUAAUUAAUGAAUGUUUAAGCAAGUGACUUUGCUUUUCAUCAAAGAAUGCACGUUGAAUUUUGAUAUUUAAUAUAUUGUAAAUGUUUUAUUGUGUUAUUUUGUUACCGUUAUGGAUACAAUGCGUAAUUAUGUCAGAAAUCAAGUGCAUUCCAUUAUCCUUAUACAUAUCUUCUACACGAAUCGGAACAGGUAACUAUCCACCAGUUUCAAUAAAUUAUAUUAUUAUUUUUAUCAUUAUAACGGAACAAACCAGUUCUAUUAGAGGCAUGAUGCAGUCGCCAAAUCUAACAAAAAUUGUAAACCCCAGCAUGUAUAUUCCCAUUUUCGUAACAUCUAACUUUUUUCCAAAUUUCUACAUCUGUUACGUUUAGCUUAUAAUUUUAUAUUAUUUAUACAUAAGAAUAAAAUUUCCUAGAAAACGGACGAAAGCAUUGGUUUUAACUGACUCAGGUAUAUUCUGCUUUAUCCUCAUCAAUAUUUGUUUUAUUGAUCUUGUUAAAAGCUAUUCGUUCAUUAUGCAUUUAAGUUCAAAAAAUAUGAUUAACUUCGAGUUUAAAUUAUACAAAAAAGAAAAAACAUUCGUUGUGUCAUAUAUUUCGUGAUCAAGAAAAUAACGUUAUAACGAAAGAAAAAACGAUACCACUAGUAAGUAGCUUGUUUUAAAGUACGAAACGACAGAUAUAAAUAAAUAUAUGAGUAACUACUAAAUAAUAAUUUUAACAAGUAUACAAAAUAAAUCAAUACCGCCUUAUAACAAGGCUCGCUUCAAAAAAUCCUUUGCUUAACACCUGAUCUUAACAAUCAAUAUAUUGCGCCAAGCGUCGAAGAUAGUCUUAAUAGAGUGUACUCAUAAUCUCACGAAUAUGAAUUCGCUCAUUAAACGGCGCAUUUCCUUCAAGUAAGACCUGACCCUUAAUAGUUGAAAAAGCUCAAGGCGCGCUAAAUGCUUAUUCGUUUUGGGUUCGUUGCGUAAGUAACUCGUAUAUAGAUCAUUGCGUUCCCGAGCAAUUCCCCUCAAAAAUGUCAAGCCCUAUUUUGGUUAAACCUCAGUGAG
Messenger RNA from Trichoplusia ni (cabbage looper), 3585 nucleotides. It is a transcript of the gene rdl1, whose product is annotated as gamma-aminobutyric acid receptor subunit beta-like. Gene Ontology annotation, cellular component: membrane; neuron projection; synapse. The record is from RefSeq and is a predicted model, not a curated record. The transcript is spliced from 9 exons. Bases 48 to 1619 code for a protein of 523 amino acids. Lineage: Eukaryota; Metazoa; Arthropoda; Insecta; Lepidoptera; Noctuidae. Gene Ontology annotation, biological process: chemical synaptic transmission; chloride transmembrane transport; regulation of membrane potential. Gene Ontology annotation, molecular function: GABA-A receptor activity; extracellular ligand-gated monoatomic ion channel activity; neurotransmitter receptor activity.